Messenger RNA from Beta vulgaris subsp. vulgaris (sugar beet), 2610 nucleotides. Its product is annotated as sugar transport protein 7. The record is from RefSeq and is a predicted model, not a curated record. Lineage: Eukaryota; Viridiplantae; Streptophyta; Magnoliopsida; Caryophyllales; Amaranthaceae. Gene Ontology annotation, cellular component: membrane. Gene Ontology annotation, biological process: monosaccharide transmembrane transport. The coding region runs from base 890 to 2446 and encodes 518 amino acids. The transcript has 4 exons. Gene Ontology annotation, molecular function: monosaccharide transmembrane transporter activity.
GCAUUUAGUACUUCAGAUCUAUUCUCCUUAUUUUUUGUUCCAUUGAAUGAUACUUUAUCAGUUUAUCUCUCUUCAUUCUCCAAACCCUCUCUUCAUUUCUCUUACAGAACUUUCUCUCUUAAUUUCUCACUCUUUGUUUAAAUUCUCCAUUUUUAUCCACAGAUCAACAAGCAAGAUUAGAUCUGCGCUUUUUAGAACAUCCUAAAAAGAAAAAUUUGACAACUAAAAUGAGACGAAGGGGAUAAUCUGCAUCCUGCAAGUAAGAAUUAAAUAAUACUCAAAUUGGCAUGGAUGCAUCAUGCCAGAUAUACCGGUCUAUCUAAUGUAAGAGAAUGAUUAAAGAAACAAUAUAGUUGAAAGGAAGAAUCAAUAAGUGAUCAAGAAGAUGGUUUACGUUUCCACACUAUAGACCAUGGAAGAAAAUAGACAUCCCCAAAAAACAAGGAACUAACAACAUACCUCUUUGGUAUUCACUCAUUCUUGCAGUCCUUGUCACCUAUAAAUUUCAGCUCAUUCUUCCUCUUUAGGAAACAUCUAACCCAGUUUAGUUUGCUGGUUGAGCAGAACUAACUUAAACCAUUCUAUAUUUCAUCACCCAACCAUAAUAAAUACUUAAGUUAGUAAUUCCCCAAAGUCUCAGAAUUCCUGCUAAUAGUCAAGGCUGAAAACUGACUAAACAUGUGCUACUUGCCUAGCACUAACAGAACAACCAGAAACCAACCUUCCUCAUCUUAUAAUUCCCAGUUUACCCUUCCUCUUACAUAAAUAUAUACAAUCACUGAAUAAGUAAUAUUUCUGAAAGACAAGUUCCACAAGAAAUACUCCAUAUUGUUACUGCUACUACCUGAGCAGAGAACAGUAAUAGUAGGAAGGAGAAGGAGAAGAAGGUAUGGCAGGAGGAUCGAUCGCGGCGACAGGGGUGUCAAAGGAAAGAGCAAAAGAGUAUCAAGGCAAAGUCACUUCCUAUGUUAUCAUUGCUUGUAUGGUUGCUGCUGUUGGUGGCUCCUUAUUUGGUUAUGACAUUGGUAUUUCUGGUGGAGUCACUUCCAUGGAUGGUUUUCUACAUCAUUUCUUCCGCGGAGUAUACGAGAAGAAAAAACAUGCCCUUGAAAACAACUAUUGCAAAUUCAAUGAUCAAGGCCUUGCUGCUUUCACAUCUUCUCUCUACCUUGCUGGCUUGGUUGCCUCUUUGCUUGCCUCCCCUGUUACUCGGAACUAUGGACGCCGCAUUACCAUAAUCUGCGGUGGAAUUUUCUUUCUUAUUGGGGCUACUCUUAAUGCUGCUGCAGUGAACCUUGCCAUGCUUCUCUUGGGUCGGAUCAUGCUCGGUUUUGGCAUCGGAUUCGGAAACCAGGCAGUUCCUCUUUAUUUGUCUGAAAUGGCACCAACACAUAUCCGAGGGGGUGUGAACAUGAUGUUUCAAUUAGCAACAACCCUAGGGAUAUUCACAGCAAACAUGAUCAACUUUGGAACAUCAAAACUCGAACCAUGGGGUUGGAGGCUCUCACUCGGCCUAGCGGCACUUCCAGCAACCUUGAUGACCAUCGGAGGACUACUUGUCCCAGAGACACCCAACAGCUUGAUCGAGAGAGGAUUGUCCGAGAAAGGGCGCAAGGUCCUUGAAAGAAUUAGAGGGACAGAAAAUGUUUCUGCAGAGUUUCAGGACAUGGUUGAUGCAAGCGAGUUUGCUAAAUCAAUCAAAAACCCCUUCCGAAACAUCCUAGAGCGUAGGAACAGGCCACAGCUGAUCAUGGCUAUCUUCAUGCCUACAUUUCAAAUCCUUACAGGAAUAAAUUCUAUUCUGUUUUAUGCUCCUGUCUUAUUUCAGAGUAUGGGGUUUGGUGCAAAUGCCUCUCUUUAUUCCUCUGCUCUAACAGGAGCUGUGCUUGCUUUCUCAACAUUGAUCUCCAUUGCAGCUGUUGAUCGUUUAGGGAGACGGGUGUUGCUCAUAAGUGGAGGAAUUCUGAUGAUUACAUGUCAGGUGAUUGUGGCAAUAAUCUUGGGAGUAAAAUUAGGAACAAAUGGGGAACUCUCUAAGGGCUAUUCCGUCGUAGUGGUGAUUGUAAUAUGCCUCUUUGUGUUGGCUUUUGGGUGGUCAUGGGGACCCCUAGGAUGGACUAUACCCAGUGAAAUAUUCCCACUGGAGACGAGGUCAGCAGGGCAGAGUAUAACAGUGGCAGUCAAUCUCCUCUUUACUUUCAUCAUCGCGCAGUCUUUUCUCUCCCUCCUGUGUCACCUCAAGUUCGGGAUUUUCUUGUUUUUCUCUGGCUGGAUCACCAUCAUGACAAUCUUUGUAUGCUUGUUCUUGCCUGAGACUAAGGGUGUCCCUAUUGAAGAGAUGAUCCUAUUAUGGAGGAAGCAUUGGUUUUGGAAGAGAAUAAUGCCUCAAGAGGCCGAAAUUGAUGGUAACCAUAAUGGAAAAGGUGCUGCUUACACAACUGCAUAGUGGUUGCUGAAUUAUUUUGUUUUCUAUCCCUACGAUUUUUGUGUACUUAGAGAAGAAAAGGCAUGGAAAUAUAUACAGAACAAAAGAAAGGAUUCCUCCACACAUGUUAAUGAACUCUCUCUUGGUAGUACGAUUCUUCUAGCCCAUAUACCUUUGGGGAUUUA